Messenger RNA from Eimeria necatrix, 2067 nucleotides. RefSeq lists its product as hypothetical. Lineage: Eukaryota; Apicomplexa; Conoidasida; Eucoccidiorida; Eimeriidae. The record is from RefSeq and is a predicted model, not a curated record.
AUGGAAAAUCAGAAGAGAAAAAUGGGGAGAAAUAGGCACAAAGGCAGCAGCAAAAAGGAGGGCUGCAGGGCAGCAGCGCAGCAGCAGCAGCAGCAGCAGGAGCUGCUGCAGCAGCAGCAGCAGCAGCAGCAGCAGCAGGAGCUGCUGCAGCUGCAGCAGCAGCAGCAGCAGCAGCAAAAAGCUCACUUCGUGCCACAGCUUUCGGAUGCGGGAGAUGGGUCUGCCGAGGAUGUCGACGGAGAGGAGCAUUUGGAGCCACUGCUGCUGCAGCUGCUGCUGGUAGUGCUGCAGCAGCAGCAGCAGCACAUGCCGCAGCUGCAGCUGCCGCUGCCGCAGCAGAAAAGCAGAAAAACUAAAAAGAGCUCCUUCAAGAGAAAGGACUCUGUAGAGUCUGGAGACAGACAAAUGUGCGGAGCACUCUCCCACCCACAGCAGCUCCACGUGCACUUCCAGCUGCUGCUGCUGCUGCUGCUGCUGCUGCUGCUGCUGCUGCUGCUGUGGGGCCCCGCUGCUGCUGCUGCUGAAGCGCGGCACGGCGAGGCACAGCCAGCGGGACAGCGUGGCCUCCGCCUCCGCUGCUGCCGCUGCUGCUGCGCCCGGGCCGCCCGCGACGCGCGCUGCUGCUGCUGCUGCUGCUGCUGCUGCUGCUGCUGCUGCUGGCUCCGAGAAAGACAGCAGCGUCGGCGGCAGCAGCAAAGACAAAAAUGUAAAAUCAAAACUCGCCACGGGACUCACUGUCAAGACAGCCUGCUGCACCCGACGCACGUUGCUGCCCAGAGACAGCCAAACGGCCCUCUCAGCAGCAGCGCAGCGCCGCCAGCUGCUGCUGCUGCUGCUGCUGCUGCAGCUGCUGCUGCUGCUGCUGCAGCUGCUGCUGCAGCUGCUGCUGCUAGUGUCGCUCGUGGUGCUGCUGCCGCCAGUCGCAGUGCUGCGCGCGGUGCACAUGUCGCAGCAGCAGCGACACACAGCGCUCCUGCUGCUGCUGCUGCUGCAGCUGCUGCUGCUGCUGCUGCUGCUGCUGCUGCGUUGUCUCUUUUUGGAGACAGCAAUAUCAACGAGGAAAUAAACUGCAGCAGGAAAGUACCCUACGGGGUCCUCAGCAGGAAGAGCUGUGGGGCCCCCCGAGGCGUAUCUGAAGGCGACCGGCGCUGCUGCUGCUGCUGCUGCUGCGCUGCUGCUGCCUGCGGCCGCUGCUGCUGCUGCUGCAGCAGGAGAAGCCUUAAAGACAUGGUAACUUUUCCCUUCAGCAGCAUUAUAAACAAAACAAUCAACUCUAUUAAUUGUCAGCAUGAAGCGUUCAGCAGCAGCAGGCAGGGGCCGCAGGGGCCCCUGCAGCAGCGCGGGCCCCCCAAAGGCUGCAGCGGCAGCAGCAGCAGCAGCGCCGCUGCUGCUGCUGCUGCUGCUGUCAGCUGCUGCUGCUGCAGCAAACCACGAAGCAGACAAAGAGGACGGAGACCCCUGCGGGCCCUCACGGGGAGACAGGAGAAACACGUCUGCAGAGGAGACACAAGCAGCAGCACAGCAACCGUAGGACAAUUUGUGGCUGCUGCUACUCUUGCUGCUGCUGCUGCUGCUGUUGCUGCUGUUGCUGCUGUUGCUGCUGUUGCUGCUGCGGCAAACGCUAGCUUCUGCCUUCUAAGGUCGCUUGACUUCGUCUUCAUUAGUUUCUGUGUGUCCCUAAAAGCCCCUUCAUGCCCCGCUGCUGCUGCUGCAGUUGCUGCUGCCGUUGCUGCUGCUGCUGCUGCUGCUAAAAAGUGUCUUUUUUAUGUCUACGUGGGGCUGCAGCUCUGCUGCUGCUGCGUCUCUGGUGCUGCUGCUACUGCAGCUCUCACCUCUGCUGCUCUCGGCAAAGUAUUUGCUGCAGGUCACUCCAGACAAGAACAAACGGAGGGGGUGCUGCUGCUGCUGCUGCUGCUGCUGCUGCUGCUGCAGGUCUUCCACUGUGGCGCUGCUGCGCCUGCGGCUGCCCCUCAAAUGUUCAUGCUGCGCUGCUGCUGCUGCUGCUGCUGCAGUGCUGCUGCUGGGUGCCGCAGCCACAGAGACAAUGAUGCGGUGUAUGUACAGUGA